GCUAUUGCAAUAUUUAGAUAUUAUUUAAGAUGUAUUUUAUAAAAUAUUUAUUGAGUGGUAAUAAAUACUGUUUUCAGUUUUUUUUAAUUCUUGUUAUAAUUUUAUAAGUAUGAUAGAAAUAUUGAUAUUGUUUUAUUGGUGUAUACAUGUUUUUUUAAGAAAUACAUGAAUUUUUUUUUUAUAUUUAUUUAAUUAAAAUACUAAAAAAUCAUGUUGAAUUCUAAUAACAACAACGUCGUUUCUGAAAAAUGGCAAGAAAUUGUAUUAGACGAAAUUCAAUCUGACAUAGAAAAUUAUUCAGAUAAUGAAUUGCCUCUUUCGUCAAUAGUUACUACUAAUAACACUAAUACUGGAAAAUGGCAAGAUAAUAUUAUAUUGGAUAAUAUUCAAUCUAACAUAAAAAAUGACUCUGAAAACGAGUUACAUCUUUCAUCAAUAUCCAUUUUUAAUGAUAAUCACAAAUUUCCAAAGCAUCAAAAAAUCAAUUUAGAUGAUAUUUUAUCUGACAACGAAAAUUGCUCAGAUUAUGAAUUACCUCUUUCAUCAAUAGCAAAUGUAUUGCUUCCAAUUGAUAGCUGUAAAGUUCAACAAUCUGAAUCAAUUGAUUGCCAAUCCAAAAAACUAAGUAAAAUAGAUACACCAAUAAAGAAAUAUGAGUGUGAUAUCUGUGGAAAAAUAUUUCUUAGGCGUAUUGCGAUUAUUGAACAUUUUAGAACUAGUUUAUGCUUUCCAGACAGUCCUUUUGAUUUUGAACUCAAGAGCCCACAUUAUAAUUUAUGCGACAAUUCUGAUAAUCCAAUGUCAUUUUUCAAAAAUGUAAGUAAUUUAGAAACUACUAAUAUGAAAGCUAUAACCUACAAAUGCAGAAUUUGUCAAAAUGUAAUUACAAAUUACAAAUUAAUAAAAAGGCAACAAAUAUUGCAUACUAAAGAUAAUAAUUUAUGUAAUAUAUGUUCAAUAUUAAAUAGUGUUACAUGUGGCAAUAAUCAACAUCUUAAAGAAAAGUAUACAUGGAAAUGUAAAUCUUGUGGGCAGAAAUUUACUAAAUUAUCUGUUUUAAAAGCUCACAGGUGUAUUUUUCCAAAGAAUAAACUAUUUAACUGUUUUAAAUGUCAUAAAUCUUAUAAAACCAUAAACGCUUUAGAAAAACAUAAAAUUAUUCAUAAAUUUAAUUGCAAUAUAUGUCAUAAACAAUUCUUUAAGCAGUCAACUUUAACAAAUCAUAAAAAAAUACACUGUUUAAAAAGUAUCGAUCAACACAAUACUCGUCAUAAGUACUUAAAUUCUAAUGUAUUAAAACGCACCAACAACUUCUACAAUUCAUCUCAAAAUUAUGAAUGCUCAAGAUGUUCAGAAGUAUUUCAUAAACGUUCGGAAAUAAUAGCUCAUAUUUUUGAAAAUCAUCAAGAAGAUUAUUCCAAAUAUAGUUGCGAUGAAUGUACAAAUUUAUGUGAUUCUUCACGGGACUAUAUUUUGUGUUUAACAAAAAACUGUUGCAAAUGUGAUGUCUGUCCCCAAUCAUUCACAACAACUCAUAGGCUACAACAGCAUUAUGGAUGGCAUCUUGGAAUUAAUAAUUUUAAAUGCCAGUUCUGUCCUAAAACAUUUUCAAAAUGUUCUCUUUACUUAUCUCAUGAAAGAACGCACACAGGAGAAAAACCAUUUAGAUGUAAUUUUUGUGGUAAAUGGUUUCCAGAUACAUCAAAUUUAAAUAUCCAUUUAAAACCCUACAAGCUUUUUAAAUGUAGUAUAUGCCAAAAAUCUUAUACUCAGAUGUCAUCAUUAUCAUUCCAUAAAAGAAAACAUGCUAAAGAAAAACGUCUAGAAAAAAAUUUGAGCUAUUUUCAACUGACAACUUUAGAUAUGCGUACAAAUCGACAAUAUACUAAAAAAACGUAUUUUAAUUGUAAAGUGUGUAAUAAAUCAUUCUAUCAUGCAAAGUCAUUAAAUAGACAUCUAAGAACACAUCAGAACAAUAAGAAUGUUAAAAAAUCAUCCCUAAACAACAAGAAACCACAAGAAAAUGAACAUUUUAUUAAAUGUGAUUUAUGCAAUGAAUUAUUUCGUGACCAGAAUAUUUUAAUGACUCAUAUGUGUAAGUCAUCUACAUGCAAAUAUUGUUUUAAAGUCUUUAAUAAUGUUUCUUCACUCAAAAGACACUACAGAUACAUGCAUCAAAAAAACAAUGAACUCUUUGACUGUGAUAUUUGUAAAAUAUCAUUUAAGUGUUUAACUAGUCUUAAUGAACACAUAAAAAGGCACACUCAUUAUGAAAAAAAUCCGCCUCUUACAUGCAAUGUCAACAAUGAAAUAAAUACUACAAAACAAGAAAUGUACAGGGACGAAGAAUAUAAAUGUGAUCUUUGUAUGAAAAGUUUUUUUAGUCAAACACAAAUUUUUGCUCAUAUUCUAGAAACUCAUUACUAAAUUUACAUUAAAUAGUAUGUACAUAUAUGGUUUUUUAUAAGUCUUGAUUAUGUAAUCAACCAUUAUAUAUAUUUGUAAUACUAUUAGUUAGUUUAAGUUAUUGUAUGCAUAGAAAUAAGACGUAACAUAUUAUACAUUUUUGUUUAAAAAUUAUGUACCAUAAUAUUACAACAUACUUUAUCAGAUUUAUAUUCAUUAAUUAAAUUUAUAUUGAUUAUAAGUCAAUUUUUCUCUCAUAUAGUAAUAAAACAAUCAGUCUAGAGAUUAAAAUUAGCUACCUAAUUAUAAGUUUUCUGAAGGUAUCAGAUUAUACAUGAUAUUUUAUCUUUCACUAAAUACUGAUCCCUAAAUAAUUUGGUCUAUAGUAGAGAAAUUGGAAAAACAAAAUUGUAUUAUAUAUUUAUGUAUAAUUUAUUAUUAAAAGUAAAAUAAAGAAUGUUCU
This is a messenger RNA of Aphis gossypii (cotton aphid), 2869 nucleotides long. RefSeq names its product zinc finger protein 845-like. The transcript has 5 exons. Gene Ontology annotation, biological process: regulation of transcription by RNA polymerase II. Gene Ontology annotation, molecular function: DNA-binding transcription factor activity, RNA polymerase II-specific; RNA polymerase II transcription regulatory region sequence-specific DNA binding. Gene Ontology annotation, cellular component: nucleus. NCBI's taxonomy places the organism in Eukaryota, Metazoa, Arthropoda, Insecta, Hemiptera, Aphididae. The coding region runs from base 211 to 2427 and encodes 738 amino acids. The record is from RefSeq and is a predicted model, not a curated record.